Molecule: messenger RNA, 1593 nt
Organism: Neolamprologus brichardi
Lineage: Eukaryota; Metazoa; Chordata; Actinopteri; Cichliformes; Cichlidae
Source: RefSeq, a predicted model, not a curated record
AUGGCUUCCCCUCCAUCCUUGAACCUCUGGGUGGGGAUGGUGCUGGUGGUAAUGGUGGUCGUGGUGGAGCUCCCAGGAGCCCUGCAGAGGUGCAUCUUUGAUGAGCUUCAGGUUCAGGUCAGAGUGGUCAGAGCUGCAGACAGCCCACCCAAGGAGCUCAGGCUCAGAAGGUCAGAGGAGCAGAGGAGCAUCCUGGGAAAAUCUGGCUCACCUACUCCUACCUCACCACAGCCAAUGAGGAUCCGGACCUGGAUUCCGAGAGAGAGCGACAGCCUAUCAGAGGCUGAGAAAGGAAGGCUGGAGGCAGCGGUGGAAGAAGCUCCCAGUGUGUUGGCCUACGCUGUUCACUGCCAGACGGACUGUCACGGGCGACCUGUAGCUGGGGUGGUGGUCAUCUGCAGGGAAGGGCUGACAGGAGCCACAUACAGCCACCAGACUACAGUACAAUUAUAUUCUUCUGUUCUCCAGACUGUCAUUCAUGAAUUGUUCCAUGCACUUGGAUUUUCUAAGGAUCUCUUCAGCACCUGGAGACACUGUUACUCCUCCUCUCCCCAAGUGGGUGCUGAUUGUUCUCCUCGAGGCAAAGCGAGUCACUCUGACGGAUCCGGCCACAUGAGGAUUUACACCCCGUCCGUCAUUUCAGCCCUGCAGAAGCACCUGGUGUCCAGCGAUCCGGAGCUGGGAGGGCCACUGGAGAACCAGGACGCAGCUCCAGGCAGGGUGUCCUCACACUGGGAGUCCCGGGUCCUGCAGGGCUCCAUUAUGUCGGCAGUGCUCGGGGAUCCUAGCACAGUUCGGAUCGACCCAGUGACCUUAGCUGCAUUACAGGACACGGGGUGGUACACCGUCGACCUGAGCCGGGCUCAGAGUCUGGUCUGGGGAGACGGUGAAGGAGCCAUGUUUGGCUCCCUGUCAACCUGCCAAGAUAACUCCUCGUCCUUCUUCUGCACUGGAAGUGGACGUGGAUGUCAUUUUCUUCAUCUCCACAAGGGGGAGUGCCAGACUGACCAAUACCUGGAGGGCUGUCGAGUGUAUAAACCCCUGCAGAAUGGAAGUGAAUGCUGGAAAAAAGAAAGCAGCAGGUGGACAGCUGAAGAUGAGCUGAGCGGGGAGAGUUUUGGCUUUGACAGCAGAUGCUUUCUCUCCAGCCUCAGCACACAGAACCAGAGUCAGGUCAGCAGCUCUGUGGAGGGCCGGUGUUAUAGGCACAGGUGUACCGGACCGAACAGGUAUCAGAUCCAGGUGUUUGGCUCUGAGUGGGUGGACUGUCCAGCAGGGGGCAACAUUCAGAUUAAAGGAUACAAUGGUGCAGUUUUCUGCCCUGACAGGAGGUUAUGUCUGUACCCUGAUGUGACUCCUCCCUUAGAUGAUGUCAGGACACUUCCUGCAUGCAUCAGAUGUGAGGUUUCUACCUCAGCCCAUGAUGGGACCUGGUCUCCCCUCAAACCACCCACAGACCCACCUGUAUCCACAGCGCUGUGCUUCACUGCUGCUGCGUGUCUGCUGGCUGCACUGAUGGUGUCCUGCAGGAAAUGUCGCUCAUGUAUGUUCAGAACACGCAUGGUGGCCCCUGACCAGCAGGGUCAUCUGUAG